This is a messenger RNA of Austrofundulus limnaeus, 1457 nucleotides long. RefSeq names its product myg1 exonuclease (gene myg1). The record is from RefSeq and is a predicted model, not a curated record. The transcript is spliced from 7 exons. Gene Ontology annotation, cellular component: nucleus; cytoplasm. The coding region runs from base 40 to 1242 and encodes 400 amino acids. NCBI's taxonomy places the organism in Eukaryota, Metazoa, Chordata, Actinopteri, Cyprinodontiformes, Rivulidae.
CCAAAUGUGUCCGCCGUAGGAGUCCAUUCGUUYGUGCGAAUGUGGCGUGGAUUUGGGUUUGCGCUGGAAAUACUCCAAACUACUUAUUCUACAGUCGCCAGAAAACCUGUUUGUACUCUACAACGAAUACAUUUACAGGCUAGCUGUUUUUUCGUAAGCUCCGUGGACGUUAGUCGCUCAGAAAUACAACAAUACAUGUCAAGUGCACCGAAAAGAAUCUGCACUGACAAAAUGACCGUGAAAAAGAUCGGAACACACAACGGAACGUUUCACUGCGACGAAGUCCUGGCCUGUUUUUUUCUCCGCCAGUUACCAGAGUACGCGGAUGCUGAGAUUGUUCGGACCAGGGAUCCAGCCCUCUUGGCAGAAUGUGACAUUGUUGUAGAUGUUGGAGGAGAAUUUGAUCCAAAGAGGCACCGUUAUGACCAUCAUCAGAGGACGUUUGCAGAAAGUUUCCAAAGUCUGUGUCCAGAGAAGCCGUGGGUGACUAAGCUCAGCUCUGCCGGCCUGGUCUACCUCCACUUUGGUCGUCGCCUCCUGAGCCAGCUGACGAAGCUGAAGGAGGACGACAAGCAGCUGGAGGUUCUUUUUGACAAGCUUUAUGAGAACUUUGUGGAGGAGGUGGACGCUAUAGACAACGGUAUCUCUCAGUUUGAUGGGGAGCCACGUUACGCUGUGUCCACCACGCUGAGCUCACGUGUCGGGCACCUGAAUCCUGCGUGGAACAGCAAGAGUCAGGACACAGAGGAGGGUUUCAGAAAGGCUCUGAAGAUGGUUGGGGAUGAGUUCCUGGACCGUCUGGAUUUUUUCAGCUCAUCCUGGCUGCCGGCUCGGGAGGUUGUAAAGGAAGCAGUCAUGGGGAGACAUCAGGUUGAUCCUAGCGGGGAGAUCAUGGUGUUCUCUCAGAGUGGGUGUCCCUGGAAGGAGCACUUGUUUGCACUGGAGGAGGAGCUGCAGGUGGAGGUCCCCAUAAAGUUUGUCCUUUAUUCAGAUCAGAAUGGACAGUGGCGGGUCCAGUGUGUUCCUGCAGGGCUCCACACCUUCCAGAACAGGCUGCCCCUUCUGGAAGAAUGGCGUGGCGUACGAGAUGAGGCGCUGUCGGAGCUGAGCGGGAUUAAAGGCUGCAUCUUUGUCCAUGCUGGAGGAUUUAUUGGAGGCAACAAGACCAAGGAAGGAGCCCUGGAGAUGGCCAGACGGACCCUGCAGGCUGCUGCCCAGCCUCCAGCAAAUGGAAGCAGCUGAUUGCUUAAAAAAUAGACAUUAAUGUUUGGAUAUCCUAAUAAGUAUGAUGGCUUAGUGUAAUCUCAACCUGGAUGUCAGUUCAUGUUAUUUCAUGUUCUAUUUGCUCUUUUAACUAUGUUGAUAAUAUUUUUUGUUUGCAGUGAAGGACUACUUUGGGUUACAUUCUGGUGUUUAGUCCUGUGUUAAAACGAGCAAUAAACUGUUUUUUAACUCUG